Messenger RNA from Rhododendron vialii, 1452 nucleotides. RefSeq lists its product as uncharacterized. The record is from RefSeq and is a predicted model, not a curated record. The transcript has 2 exons. Bases 1 to 1452 code for a protein of 483 amino acids. Lineage: Eukaryota; Viridiplantae; Streptophyta; Magnoliopsida; Ericales; Ericaceae.
AUGCCAAAUUGUGUUUCACAGGUAAGUGAUACCAAGUUACAAGAAACAGAUAAAGAACAAAAGAUCUACAGCGAUCUUGGAAGUGAACAAGAAUGUGGAGAAAUAGAACCUCUUGAACUGGAGGUUGAAAAAGUAAGAAUGAGUGUUGAUGGUGAAUCUCCUCAACAAGUUAAAGGUUCUACAGAAGCAAGGGUUGAAAAAGGGGCAGAUGAAGGAAAUGGACAAGGGUUAGAUGAUUUUAACACUCCCUCCAACCUGUCAUUGGAAGUUGAUUCACCAAGGUACAAGUCCACUAUGGUGCAUGACAGCAUUGGCCUUGAAUCACGAGAAGAAGCAAGGGUUGAAAAAGGGGCAGCACAACUCAAACAAGAUGUCACAUCAGAAAUUGGACAAGGGCUAGAUGAUUUUAACACUCCCUCCAACCCUUCAUUGGAAGUUGAUUCGCCAAGGUACAAGUCCACUAUGGUGCAUGAUAGCAUUGGCCUUGAAUCACGAGAGGAUCAUUUGUCACGAACAGAUUCCGGUUCAACAUUAGUUCCAAAUACCUAUAAUGAGAUAUCGUUGGAUAAUAUUUGUGGAACAAUAUUGCACCAAUCAAAAAAGGAUGCAAUUGCAGUUAUUGAUGAACUGAACAAAAGGAUUGAAAUCUUGGAGAAGGAAAAGAAGGGCAUGGAGAAUGAAAUCUUGGAACUUCAUGAAGAAAAGCAAAAAACUCUUCAACAUCAAAUGGAGGGAAUUGAAAUUCUGAAGCGGGAACUUGAAGAGAAGGAUUUAUACAUCUCCAAAUUAUGCAAGAAAAAUGAAGCCCUUGAAAAACUCUACAAGCAGUAUGAGGAACAAGUUCAACAUUAUGAAACACAUGAGUUAACACAAGGAUAUAAUGUUGAAACGGAAAGACAAGUGCAUCAAGUGACACAGAAGGCCACAUUUGACACUAUAAAGGAACUGCGGAAAGAGAGAGAUCAGUUGGAGGGGGAAUUGAUAAACAUUAAAGUUCAUGAAGUGACACAACAAGUAAGGGCUGAAAAAGUGCUUCAAAUUUCAAAGAAGAAAAGUCCACCGUCAAAGUUUAAGAGAGUGAAAGAAAGAGAUGAUAGGAAGACAAAUUUCUGCGAGAACUAUGUGUAUGGAAAGUUAAAGAGGAAAAGUCCGCAAGUAGAGUUUGUUGAUGUAGACGACUUGCAAGAAACUUCUUUGGCAAAUCAAGUGCGAAAGCCAAAAAAGAAACUAAAGAACUUGAAGAAGUGCAAUACUGAGAUGUCAAAACUCAUUCGUGGAGAAACUUGGUUGGCAAUUGAACAACUUUGGAAGACAGGAAAUUCUAGUGCUGUAAUAUGGAGUUCCGAAGCUGACAUGCUACACAUUGAAGUUGAAGACAUACAAAACCUGUUGUUUGAAGAUGCAAUAUCUAACCGGGUAAAAAUGUUAAGACACUCUUCUUUUUGUGUUUAG